AUGGAAUCUCAAAAAUAUGGAAGGAAUGGAAGCAUAGCAACAGUGGAAACACACACUGAAACAAUUGAAGAUUGCGUACGUGAAGAGAAGAGUGGAAUCAACGUUGAUAAGUUAGUUUUCCAUGACCCUUAUAGUACAAUGAUUGAAAUCUGCAUAUUCUACCAUUGCAAUAUCCAAAAACCAACAGCAUCAGAUUCAACAAGUGAUGUCAAUGGAGCAGAAGACACAGUAACUCACCCUAUAUCCUGUGUUAGAAACCUCUUAUUUAGCUUGGUACUUGAGGUCCUCCAUAGCAAUAAUUCCAUCAAACAGGUCAAACAUGAUAAGAACACGAAAUUAAAAGCAGAAAAUAGCCAUAAUACAAAGGCUUUUCAAGCUUAA
Molecule: messenger RNA, 381 nt
Organism: Sphenostylis stenocarpa
Lineage: Eukaryota; Viridiplantae; Streptophyta; Magnoliopsida; Fabales; Fabaceae
Source: the annotation of a GenBank genome assembly